Pararge aegeria (speckled wood butterfly) is the source of this 3400-nucleotide messenger RNA. RefSeq lists its product as uncharacterized. Gene Ontology annotation, molecular function: cysteine-type peptidase activity. The coding region runs from base 293 to 1573 and encodes 426 amino acids. The transcript has 9 exons. Gene Ontology annotation, cellular component: lysosome. The record is from RefSeq and is a predicted model, not a curated record. NCBI's taxonomy places the organism in Eukaryota, Metazoa, Arthropoda, Insecta, Lepidoptera, Nymphalidae. Gene Ontology annotation, biological process: proteolysis.
UGGUCGCUAACGCCAGCCUCAGUUUCAUUGCGACGACCGGAUCGAACUCACGCCUUCGCGUUCCAAAUUCAAACAAACGCGCGAAGUGAUCGCAACGAAUUUAUUUGUAUGGAAUAAAGUCGCGAACUAUUUUGUCACCUGCCAGUGUUUUGUUUUAAAUUAAAUAUGCGCAGUUUAUAAUCCGUAGAUAAUCUGUAUUUCGAAUAUUUUGAAUUGUUAAGUUUCGCUCAUUUGAAUUUUCGCUCUUCAGUUUCUUUGAUUGUGCUUCAAGCUGUAAGCAACAAAAGCUAACAUGACGAAUAUAUUGUACGUGGCGAUAUUAUGCGCAGGAUUCGCCGCGGUAACAGCGUACUACCGACCCAACUUACCGCCCGGCCCUUAUUGCGGCAUUGGAAAUAGAUGCUGCACAGGCAGGCAAGACCACUGUUCUGCAAGAAUACUUGACACAGUUUGUUACUGCGACGACUUUUGUGAUCGCGGCGCAAGAGAUGACUGCUGCCCUGAUUACAUCGAGGUCUGUAAACGUCCACCCAAACCAAUAAUUGCCUGUAUUGAGGGCAAUAAAUAUUAUCAGCCUGGACAAAAGAUUAAAAGGGACUGCCAUGAGUGUGUGUGCGAGAAAUAUCCAAACAUGGAUGUGGCUUAUUUCAAAUGCGAUAAUGACCCGUGCAUCAUGAGCGAGCAGGUGUACAGGGGUGUAUCAUCAGACCGUUCCACGUGGCGGGCGUACAGAAACUACACCCAAUUCUACGGGAAGAAGUUGAAAGAUGGCCUUAUAUAUAUGCUAGGUACUCUUCCCCUCAAUAAUGAAGUGGAAGCUAUAUCAGUGCCCAGCAAGAGCGAACUGAACUACCCCCUGCACUUCGACGCCAGAGACCACUGGCCAGGUUUCAUAUCCCCUAUCGUGAACCAAGAGUGGUGUGGCUCUGACUGGGCCAUAACUGUGGCUACAGUCGCUUCGGACAGAUUUGCUAUUCAAUCCAACGGUGCUGAGAAGGUGGUGCUUAGUCCUCAGAUCCAACUGUCAUGCAACAAAGAACAAAAUGGAUGCCAAGGCGGUUACAUUGACAAAGCAUGGAACUUCGCGAGACUUUACGGGCUUGUGGACGAAGAAUGCUUACCCUACAAGGCAAAUGUGACCAAGUGCCGAUUCAAUAAGAAGAACGACUUGAUCGGUGAUGGCUGCCGACCAGUGGUCGACGCGCGGACGUCUAGAUACAGGGUCGGACCGCUUUACAGAAUCAAGAAUGAAGCGGACAUCAUGUAUGAGAUAACGAAUUCCGGACCAGUACACGCGGUCAUGACGGUGUACCAAGACUUCUUCCACUACCGCGACGGCAUCUACAGACGUAGUCGGCACGGAGACAACAUCAUGCGGGGCUUGCACAGCGUUCGCAUCAUCGGCUGGGGUGAAGACUUUGGCGAUAAAUAUUGGAUUGUCGCCAACAGCUGGGGCUGCGAUUGGGGUGAGAACGGUUACUUCCGCAUCGCAAGGGGCCACAACCAGGUCGGUAUAGAGUCUUUCGUGGUCGCUUCGUGGAGCGAGGUCACCGAGGCGUACAAGAGAACAUAACAGAGGAACUUUCUUAUUACACCCCUCUGCGUGGUCACUAAGUUAAUUAAGACCGACCGGGGGUGGUUAUUGUUGAAUAGUACACGAUAUAUCCCAUGAAAUUACAAUCGAAUACUAACACAGAAAAAAAUUUAGUUGGAUUUACAUUGUAAACAGCCUCCGGAUAUUCAGUAACUAUUUGUUAGCGACCUCCCUUAACUAUCCAAUACAACAGUAACUCUCUCUGGCGCUGUGGUCAGCGCUGCGGUCUUAUAAAUAGGAAGUCUCGGGUUCGAUGCCCUGGCAGGAGCAAUUUGGAAACUAGUAGCACGCUGCAGACAAACGUGUUCCUGACGAAAGAAAAAAUAUUUCUAGCACAAAUUGGAAAAAAAUAUGGGAUAAAAUAUAUUACUGAUUAUUCUGCUUAUGUUUAACUUAAUUUAGACAACUAAAACUGCGAUAAAAGUGGUAUUAGGAGUGCACAGAGCGGCAUCGUAGCAUUUUAGGUCUUGUUUUUGUUUGCAACGUUCUAAAAUCGGAUCUGUAAGGCUAGCAUGCGCGCCACGAGUUAUAUCGACACAUUAUCUCGUCUACGUUUAACGAAAAAUACGAGUAAGUAGGUAGAGAUAAUUAAAUCGUGGGGCGCAUGCUUGCCAUACUGGCCUUGUUACGCUCUUAUGAGAAAUUUACUAACUGUGUAAAUCUGCCAUAUUGUUGGAUCUCAGAGUGGCGAGUAUCCGAAUGAAUGAAAAUCGAUACCCACUAGAAUGUUCUUAGAACAGUAAAAUGGCUAUAGCCAUUUCUUAUAUAUCUAUCUAUAGUUACAAAAUAUAGUCAUUCUAAAGUGUUCUAUAUCAUUGUUAACUCAUGGAGAGUUUUAGUUGGGUAGCUAUAUAUUUUUUGAUAAUUUAGUGAUUAUGAUCGUAAUUUCCGAACGUGUAGGACAUAUACGUAUAUAAAAAAUAUAAAGGUGUCUACACACUAAACCAACAGACUAUAGACUAUAGGACUAACUGCUCGACAGUUAGUCGGUGACUUUGCUGUAUGGACCAUCGUAUAUAUCCAUACGUUUGUUGCCAAAUAAGUGAUGCUUUUUCAGGAAAUAUAUAUUUUGAUACUGAAAUGUGUACUGUGAGAAUAAUCGAUGAUAUUUAAAUAAAGUAGCUUAGUGUAGUUUAGUGUGUACCUACCGAGGAAUUCUGAGUCCACUAGUGUAGGCAUAAGGCAGACAGAAUAUAUAAAAUCGAAAAUAUUUCUUCGAAACCUUAACUUCAGGGUAGUUAAUGCUUUUAUGCACGUGUGAAUGGCAAACCAAAGGCCUGAGAUAGCUAGGUACGUCGGUCGGAUGUUUUCAUCAAAAAAGCAGCGUUAACAUCAGCUGUGUUAGUUAAAAGUCCUAGAUAAUAAUAAAAUAAAUUAAAGAUUGUUUUAUAUGUACCGCCUGCUUAAUGUCUACGUUAUGAACGCAACUGCUUAGGUAAUUAAAAAGUUAAGUAAAAAGUAAGGCAAAAAAUUUACUAGCCAGAUUGAAAAGUUUAUAGUAAUUAGUAGCUUUUUAUUAUUAAGUUAGUCAAAAUUAUCCACUAUUUGAUAAAUUGGAUAAUUUAAAUUUUUCAACGUAAAGUAUUUCGAUAAUGUACUUAGUACAUAUGAUAAUUUAACUGUUAAAUAAAAUUAAAGUACUUAUUUACUUUGUUAUUAAAUACUUACCAUGAAACAUGAAUUACGUUAUAUUUAUUUGUUGUAAGUUAUUUUAAAAACGCUUUGUAAGUUAAAACUAGCUGUGACACGCGGUUUUACCCGCUUUAAAUAAAAAAAAAACCUGUCUCAGAUUUUUUUCAAUCUAAG